Molecule: messenger RNA, 1090 nt
Organism: Bombus impatiens (common eastern bumble bee)
Lineage: Eukaryota; Metazoa; Arthropoda; Insecta; Hymenoptera; Apidae
Gene: Elp5
Product: elongator complex protein 5
Exons: 3
Coding region: 76-969 (297 amino acids)
Biological process (GO): tRNA wobble uridine modification
Cellular component (GO): cytosol; nucleus; elongator holoenzyme complex
Molecular function (GO): tRNA binding
Source: RefSeq, a predicted model, not a curated record
CUGUCAAUCGUCGCCUCGACAACCAAUUUUCUGAUCUCGUUCAAGAUAAUUUCCAGAUAAUAUUUACCGGAUUACAUGUUCAAAUUUCAAGGUGCAAUUAACACAAUGACAUCUAUAAAAACAUUACCUUUAUUAGAGGGCACAAAAUUAAUCGUCCUUGAUGAAGGAGUGAAUGCGAUGUAUGCUAGAAAAUUGGUCACAGGAUGGAUACAAGUAUUGAAAGAAAAAGAUCCUAAUUGUAUUUUCAAUUUGCUGUUAUUCUCCAAUCCAAAAUCUUCAUACCAAUGUGAAUAUUUUGCAUCAAAUAAUGUAAAUAUCUUUGAUUAUUAUACAGUUAAUGUUAAUAAUGGACUUGAUAUAAGUGCUAUAAGUGAUAAGGAUUUUUAUAAUCUAAAACAUAUCUUAAAAACUAUAGACACAAAAUCUACAGUAGUCAUUGAUUGCUUGACAUCAUUAAUCUUAUUUGUUGGCCUAUCAAGGGCUAUGUGGUUUUUACAGAAGUUAAGCAAAGAUGUGCGACAAGUGAUUUGUAUUUAUAGACGAGAUUUUGUACAAGAUAAAGUACCUUACAUUGAAACAUUAGGAAGUACAUAUGUAAAGAUACAAAAAUUUUCUAGUAUGAUAGCAAAUAACAAUACUAAUUAUAUAGUAGAGUUUAUGCAUCGCAAAGUGGGUGGAGGAAUUUUAAAACAACAGGAAAUAGUAAGCCAAAAUAGUACAUCUUAUGAAAUUGAGUCAAAGAAGCUUGAACAAAGUAAAAAGUCACAUCCAGUAUAUGAAAACCCUAAAUUAAAAAUUGAGUCUUCAUUCAGAAUAGAAAUAAAUGAAAAUGAAAUGAAACAGAGAAAAGAAGUAGUGUUACCAUACACGGCUAAUACAAAUACAACAAAUACAUCUAGAAUUCACUAUCAUCCAGAGGAUAUAGAUGAUUUUGAUGAGGAAGAUCCAGAUGAUGAUUUAUGUUUCUAACUCAUGUAUAAAAUAUUACAUUAGAAAAGAUAAUGGUAAUGUUCCAAGCAAAGAUAUUUAUUUUACAUUCAUUUUACACUUUGUUACAGUUUAUAUUGCAUAAUAUAUAAUAUUUUGUUGA